UACUCCAACAUUAAACUCUCCUUGUGUGAGGGGGAUGAAGCCAAUAGAUUUGGCUAAAUCGGACAAGAUUCGCUCUGUUCUGAGCAAAACCAAGAAAAGAUAAAUGAGGUCUGCUCUUCAACACAGCCCUUUCAUAUAUUUCCAUUCAUCUAAAUUAUAAUAUGUUGAUGUGUUUUUUCAUUAUUCAAGCUUGUUUUGAAGGCAGCUUGAUGAACCUGAACCUCUGUGUGGAAGAUUCCAUAUAUGACGAGUUCCCGAGAGAUAUUGAAGGUCGCCCAUCUGUGUGGUCGGUCGGCAACAAAUUCCUUACUCAUUUCUAGCGGCAUCUCCCGCAACAUUACAUAGUUUCUGUAAUCUGGAAUUCUUGUAAUAUGCAUUUUCUUCAAUUUGCCAAUAAUAAACAGAUGAUCAUAAGGGAGAGAAAAGGUCCCCUGUUUUGGAACGAUGCAGAUAUUAGAUGUCAAGAGUUGUGAUGGUAUGAAAUGAAAGGUAGAGAAAUGGUCACCUUCAUUAGAUGAAUUAUUAAAUGUGCAGGCCCAAUGUGACCUUUAACCUAAUGUUUCUCUAGGUUGUUUGAAAGUUGUGUAUGUGUUGUGUAUGUUAAAUCGUUAUAUUGUGAAGAAUCAUUACAAUAUAUAAUCUAUCUAUACAUAAUAUUAUGGCAAUUCAAAUAAUGUUGGAUGUACGAGUAUGAGUAUUACCCAUGGGUACCCGAAACCCACGGGUAUGGUGAUGGGUUUGCAAAACAUUCACCUGCAUGGGUAUGGGGCGGGUAUGAGUUUGGUAUUUAAUGAUGGGGAUGGGGAUGAGGAUGGUUUAGACAAACCCGCCCAAAACCCGCCCCAUUGCCAUCCCUACCCCUACCUGGAAGUUGAAAUAUUGGGCUGCAUUCUGAAGGUAGACAGUACUUUGAUGGGCCAUUGGGACUUUCUGGGCUUUGAUUAGAGCAAGGGCCUAGGAAGGAUAGGGCGCGCAAAGUCCCUAGUUCCCGCUAAUUUCAAGUCGUCUUCUUCUUCACCAAAUCUGCAAAGCCGAAAUUUAGUUGGGCGGAACGCGAGACAAGCAGUGAAAACCUAGGAUGGAUUCCGGCACCGGAGAAGGCUCGACGAGCUUCACUGACGAUUACGAAACGUUCAUUUCCACCACGGACGUCGAUCUACUGAAGCGAGCCUGGCGAAACGAGAAGGCUGCUCCCGAGAUUCUUCAGUACGAAGCUGCUCUGGUUCACCGCAUCAAAGAGCAAAUUGAAUUAGCGGAACAAAAUGUGGAGGCAUCUGAAGCAGACGGUGAAGAUCCCCUGACCAUGUCGCUUUACCAGAUGGACUUGGACAGAACCCAGUUUCUCUUGCGAUCGUAUCUUCGUGUCCGCCUCCAGAAGAUUGAGAAGUACAUCUUCCAUAUUCUGAAGACUGACGAGUCUCUUAACCGGCUCUCGGACGAGGAACAAACUUUUGCUGCUAGCUGCGGAGAUGAUCUGAGAGCUCAUCUCAAGGAGACGGUUCUAUCGAAACUGCCCACUGACUACAAUUCUGAGCUCAAGCAGUCUGCAGCAAGUGAAGAGGACGACAUGGUGCCGGCCCCACGACUCGAUUCAUUCGUAAUCUGCAAAGCAAGGCAGUAUAUUUCUGGACUUGACUUUGAGCCUGAAUACAGUCAUGAGAUAACAGAAAUGGAGCGGGAUCUGCUUACCUUUGUAUGCUACAAGUUCAUAAAGAAGCCUUUAGAGAACGGGAAGAUCGAUCUUGUUUGAGAUGAAGCAAAUAGCUUUGCACUGUCCCCAACUGAACUACUGGGGAAAGAGGAUAUGAUAAAGAAGAGGGGAGCAUAGUGGGCUUAGAGCGGUUUUCUUUUUGGGCUUUCUCCUCUGCCCUCCAAGUUUCCUUGAGACCUCAGGGGGGGAAAUGUGGCCCAUUGAAAAAAUAGAUUAGUUUGGUGAAUCGUAAGCACUAUUGGGCUCAUUCGUUAAUUUGGUCUUGUGGGCUUAAUUUAACUUUUGAGAUUUUCGUGGGAUUUGCUCACGUUUUCACACACAAAGCUAGAUUUUCACCUAAUCCUAUCAAUUAUUAGAGCAUAUGACAUACUUCUUCACCCACUACUCAUUAACCUCCAUUUACUUUAUAUAUAUUGUAGAAGUGGUGUGUGCGUGAAAAAGUAUGUUAUAUGUGAAUAUAAAUGAAUAAUGGAUAAUGUUGUGUGAAAAUUUUAUGGUCGUGCGCAUAAUUGGUAUGAUGUCCUUCAAUGGACAAUAUGUGUUAAUGUGUUAUCCUUAUUAUCAUAUAUAUAUAUAAUCCAAGAAGGAAAAGCAAGGAAAAAUGGGUUAAAGGACAUUUAGUAGCCACUAGAAGUGAUUAAGAGACAAUCAAACUAAUUAUGAAAGGAAUAUGAAACUCUAUCAAAAUCUCAUAUAAGCAAAACGACACAAAAUCGAACCAAAAACAUUAUGAAGGAUUCAAACUUCUUACUUAAGAGGUCCUUCUAGCACACAUAUUGUAUCUUUCGUCGACGAAUCACCGACAAUGUAUAUAAGUUUAUAUACAAUGUCGGUGAUUGAGUCUAGGGGUGGCUAUUUGGACGGGGACCUGAUUAAAAACCGGAAACCGGACCGUAUAACCCGGACCGAGACCGGACCGGGACCGGAUAGUAAACAGUCCAAUCCAAUCUUUGGGCUUAGAUUUGAGGUAAAAAACCGGAUAAAGACCGGAUAAGAGAGCUCAACACCCAAAAUUUAAGGGUAAUUUGCAUAAACGGUCACAAACCUUUGCACUUAGUACAAAAUUUAACCAACUCCUCACCCUUUAAGGCCUUAGGCCACUCAAAUCCCACAAUCUCAAUGUAAAAUCAAGACCGAAUUGGGACCGGACCGGAUCAAAACCGGACCGGAUCAAGACCGGACUGUAUCCAAUCCAAUCUUCGGUCCUUAUAUUUUCAAAAAGACCGGACCGGAUCAAUUUGAGCCAAUUUAACCGGACCGAACCACAUAGCCACCCUAAUUGAGUCUAUAUACAAUGUCGGUGAUUUUAAAAAGGGUUUCUACCUAGCGAGUCCACUUAAUUGGCGUCAUUGUUGCACAGGGACAAGUAAUAAUAACAUAAUCCACGACUUAAUGGGGUGGUUAAUUAACCACUUUACUUGCC
Molecule: messenger RNA, 3134 nt
Organism: Linum trigynum
Lineage: Eukaryota; Viridiplantae; Streptophyta; Magnoliopsida; Malpighiales; Linaceae
Source: the annotation of a GenBank genome assembly